GAUAAGGUUCGCCACUCUCCUCUUUCACUUGCCCGAGAAUUCAUUAUAAACUUUCGUCCCGCAUCUGAGCAGCGGAGAGUUCAUGGCCAAAAUCAUAAGCGAAAUCGGCCACCAGUUAAUCCCGUUCCCGCAAUGCCGGCCCGCCACCGUCCGCCGUACGACCGGAAUCCGAUGCUCCGUCUUCGCCACGCCGAGCCACGAAGUGAAUGCAUCUGGAGCCCGAGUCGUCCCAUGGGGCAGCGAGAUUGAAUCCCUGGAGAGCGCCUCCGCGCUUAAGAAUUGGUUGUCGGCUUCAGGCCUGCCCCCGCAGAAAUUGGAGAUCCGAAGGGUGGACGUCGGUGAGAGGGGCCUCGUCGCGCUCAAGAACAUCCGAAAGGGGGAGAAGCUCCUCUUCGUGCCGCCCUCGUUAGUUAUUACGGCCGACUCGGUAUGGAGCUGUCCAGAAGUUGGAAAUGUGUUGAAAAAAAAUUCAGUUCCAGAUUGGCCUUUGCUUGCCACCUACUUGAUAAGCGAAGCAAGUUUCAAGAGCUCAUCAAGAUGGAGUAGUUAUAUCACAGCCUUGCCUAGACAGCCUUACUCACUUUUGUACUGGACACUUACCGAGUUAGACACGUAUUUGGUUGCUUCUCAGAUAAGAGAAAGAGCAAUUGAAAGGAUUACAAAUGUCAUAGGAACGUAUGAAGAUUUAAGACUUAGGAUAUUUUCAAAGCAUCAAGACCUGUUCCCAGAGGAGGUUUAUAACAUUGAUACAUUUCUAUGGUCCUUUGGCAUUCUUUUCUCACGGUUGGUUCGCUUGCCAUCAAUGGAUGGAAAAGUUGCAUUAGUCCCAUGGGCUGACAUGCUCAAUCAUAGUCCAGAGGUUGAAACUUUCUUGGACUAUGACAAAGCAUCAAAAGGUAUAGUUUUUAUGGCUGACCAGUCAUAUCAACUAGGGGAGCAGGUUUUCAUAUCGUAUGGCAAGAAAUCCAAUGGAGAACUGUUGCUGUCUUAUGGUUUUGUGCCCAAAGAUGGUACAAAUCCAAAUGAUUCAGUUGAGUUGUCACUGAGUUUAAAGAAAUCAGACAAGUGCUACAAAGAGAAACUUGAAGCUCUAAGAAAAUAUGGCUUGCAAGUGCCUCAAAGGUUCCCAUUGCAAAUUACUGGUUGGCCAGUGGAGAUGAUGGCAUAUUCCUAUCUUGUUGUCAGCCCACCAAAUAUGAGACAAUACUUUGAAGAGAUGGCUGCUGCUGCAUCCAGUAGAGCUGCAUCUGAGACAGGAAGAAAGUACCCAGAGUUGGAAGAGCAAGCCCUUCAGUACCUUUUGGAUUGCUGUGAAUCAAGCAUAUCAAAGUACUCCAAAUUUCUACAGCUCAUCUCUAACAUUUGCACCGAGUCAAGUGGGGUCGUUAUAUGUGGAGUAGAAACGAGCACUUGUUAUUCAAAUUGA
Zingiber officinale is the source of this 1426-nucleotide messenger RNA. Its product is annotated as ribulose-1,5 bisphosphate carboxylase/oxygenase large subunit N-methyltransferase, chloroplastic-like. Gene Ontology annotation, molecular function: protein binding; protein-lysine N-methyltransferase activity. The record is from RefSeq and is a predicted model, not a curated record. Gene Ontology annotation, biological process: peptidyl-lysine monomethylation. The transcript is spliced from 11 exons. Lineage: Eukaryota; Viridiplantae; Streptophyta; Magnoliopsida; Zingiberales; Zingiberaceae. Bases 83 to 1426 code for a protein of 447 amino acids.